AUGAAAUUAUUGCCUACUAAUGAGGACUACAUUUUUUCGUACCUACCAGAUAAGCUGGAAGAAGGGAACAUUAAAGCAAUAGGAGCUUUGAUUAAAGGUUUUAGUUUAAAUCCAUCAUUCACGUCACAUUUAGAACCUGUUGCAAAGGACCAACUAAAUGAACUACUAGACACGGGUAGUCUAGAAAUCAAGCCUCCUUUUGUACCGCCAAUGGAGCUAAGUGGUGACGGAAAGAACUAUAACGACGAAGUUAAGGGUACUACAGAGAUAUUAAAUGGCGCGAAUCCCGAAACUGAAGUUUCCUCAAACGAGAAGGAGGAUUCCGAAUUAAGGGACAAUUUGAUUCAAAAUUUAUCAGAAGUGAAUGCAUCGAAGACGAUGUUUGGGGCUAAUUAG
This is a messenger RNA of Theileria equi strain WA, 396 nucleotides long. RefSeq lists its product as hypothetical. NCBI's taxonomy places the organism in Eukaryota, Apicomplexa, Aconoidasida, Piroplasmida, Theileriidae. The transcript has 3 exons. The record is from RefSeq and is a predicted model, not a curated record. The coding region runs from base 1 to 396 and encodes 131 amino acids.